Dama dama (fallow deer) is the source of this 4805-nucleotide messenger RNA. It is a transcript of the gene MFAP3, whose product is annotated as microfibril associated protein 3. Gene Ontology annotation, biological process: interleukin-15-mediated signaling pathway; positive regulation of ERK1 and ERK2 cascade; T cell activation. The transcript has 3 exons. Gene Ontology annotation, molecular function: protein tyrosine kinase binding; MHC class II protein binding. Gene Ontology annotation, cellular component: external side of plasma membrane; membrane raft. NCBI's taxonomy places the organism in Eukaryota, Metazoa, Chordata, Mammalia, Artiodactyla, Cervidae. Bases 237 to 1325 code for a protein of 362 amino acids. The record is from RefSeq and is a predicted model, not a curated record.
ACGGCCUCGCUUAACCGAGAGAACUUCCGGGUCAAACAGCAGAUCCAGCAGAUCACCACCGGCAGGCGUCUGGUUGGUCUCCACUCAUAUCUUUCAAUCUUGAAGACUCCAGAAUAUACCUGGAUCUAGCUUUUUUUUUUUGGAAAAUUCCGGUACCAAGCAAUCAGUGUGCUCUUGUUAUAAUAUAGAAGCUAUUGAGUUCUCCAAAUAUAAACAAGAUUUUCUCCCAUUUUCCCAUGAAGCCACUUUGUUGUUUAUCCACUUUAGUGGUGAGUGUUAUUGUGCCAGCUGCUUUUGCUUUGGAAGAUGUAGACUUCAACCAAAUGAUCCCACUGGGAACAAAUCACAGCUUUUCCAAUGCAUCAUUUCUUCCAAGUUUUGAACUCUCAGCGGAUUCCCACUCUGGUGAUGACGUCAUCAUAGCCAGAGAGGGAACUAGUGUUUCAAUCAAGUGUCUUCUCACAGUCAACCGCUAUGAACAGGUCUCUUGGUACAACUCAAAAGGACAGCAGCUGGAUGACAGAGACAGAGGUGGAAAAUGGUUGGUUUCUGAUAACUUCCUGAAUAUCACCAACGUAGCCUUUGCUGACCGUGGGCUCUAUACGUGUUAUAUCACCUCUCCAACCCGUGCCUCCUACUCAGUCACCCUGCGUGUCAUCUUCACCUCGGGAGACAUGAGUGUCUACUAUAUGGUGGUUUGCCUGAUUGCCUUUACAAUCACUCUCAUCUUGAAUGUUACACGGUUGUGCAUGAUGAGCAGCCAUCUUCGUAAAACUGAGAAAGCCAUCAAUGAAUUCUUCCGAACCGAAGGGGCAGAGAAACUUCAGAAGGCCUUUGAGAUUGCAAAACGCAUCCCCAUCAUCACCUCGGCCAAGACUCUGGAACUCGCCAAAGUCACGCAAUUUAAAACCAUGGAGUUUGCUCGUUAUAUCGAAGAACUGGCAAGAAGCGUCCCUCUGCCACCCCUUAUUCUAAACUGCCGGGCCUUUGUAGAGGAGAUGUUUGAGGCUGUGCGAGUGGAUGACCCUGAUGAGAUGGGAGAGAGAAUUAAAGAGAGACCUGCCUUGAAUGCUCAAGAUGGCAUCUUUGUAAUUAACCCAGACAUGGGCAGGAGUAAUUCACCAGGAGGAGAUUCAGAUGAUGGUUCCCUGAGUGAACAAGGCCAGGAGAUAGCAGUUCAAGUUUCUGUCCACCCUCAGUCAGAGACGAAAAGUAUUGAUACUGAUUCUCAAGACAGCAGUCAUUUCAGCCCGCCUGAUGAUGCAGGAUCUACCGAAUCGAACUCUAACUACAAAGAUGGGUCAUAUGAAAGCUGCCAGCUGUGAGCUACCCUCAUACCUACAAAAACAGCUUGCAGAAAAAGAACAUGUUUCAUGCAGAAAAUAACAUUUUUACCAAAAAAUAAGUAGGAUUUCCCCCCCCUCAUUAAUAUUAAGCCUAUCAGAACAUGAAUUAUUACCAAAAUCUUUCUAAAAAUUCAGCAUUUUUCCUAUCUGAUCUUUCUCAGUCAUUUUCCCCAAGCUUUAUUAAAUGAUACACCUUGAGAUUUAAAGGGGUCUGAGAGAUCAGUGUAACGGGGAAAGUACCACACCCAAAAUUACAUGACUUCUCUUCUAGUCACGGUUCUUUCAUUGUUUAAAGCUAACACUUCUCUUGAAGCCUCAGUUUUCCCACCAGUAAGAUGAGGGAUUUGCACUAGAUGAUAUCUGAAGUCCUUUCUAGCCCUCUGACUUCUUACCUGCCACCUUUAAACUAUAAGAAUCUUCAGCUUAUUUCUAAAUCCUUCCCUAGACUUUGAAUCCCUUUUUACAGUUUCUGUAAACUGUAAACCGAGCUGAGAUUUUAUUCUGUGAUUUGGAUUCCUGCACCAAUGCUAUGCAUAGAGGUGUGGGUGUUUUUCGGAUGUCUUGCUGGUGGAGCAUACAAUUGUAUAUGCUCGAUUGAAUCUUUCCAGUAUCGCCCAUGAAUAUAUUGCUAUACAGAUAUCAGGGACCUAACUGCUCAUGAGUAAGCUACUUUUCAUGAGUAAAUUGGUCCUUGUGAGGGUAUAGCAGUCUUUUUAACUUACUGAGUCAUCAUUUAGCUCACUGAGCUGACAGUGAUUUCUCGGCUGGUCUCCAAAGUGAAAAAUUUGUUCCUAAAGAAUAAUGUCUUCAUUGUUUUUAGAAUAAGAAGCAGUGUCAAAUCAUCUGUCUCUGGUAAAUUACGGAUUUUGACAUUUCUGUUAAUAGAAUUUCUCAGGCUUUCCCUUUUUAAAAGUACUGGACUCUACGAGACAGUUCUGUGUUUGGGAUCUCAUUCCAGAGGAAAACCCACAGCUGAAUUCCUCUUUGGAUCUCUGUCAACACUCUUUACUCUAUCGUCUUAAAUACGGUGCUAAAGGUUGCAUGCCUUCUUACCUUGUUUGUCUUGUUUAUGUUUUAUUGUUGCUGAGGUUUUUAUUUUUGUGUACAUCAGAUGUAGAAUUUUAAGCUAGGGCUGCUUUUGUGGCCUCUCUGAGAAGCACUAACCUGAAAUAAGAUUAGAUAAUGGUAUGUGGUGUAUGUUACUAUAUUAAAUAUAUAAAUACAGAUAUACAGGUAUAUAUACACACACACAUACAAAUGAUCUAGACAUAAAGAGGGAGAAAAAUUAUGAAUGAUGCCACCUGAUUCAACUGUGUAUAAUAAACACUUUGGACAGUGUGUGUUGCCCGGCUGAGAUCUGACGUAGUGGAAUUGUAAAUACUCUUCAGAGUCAUUUCUUCAACUACAGUGAGCUUGGCGUCAUACAACUUUAAGAACUCAGCAGUGGAGCUCCGUGUGCUUCACAUUUCCUCAUUUGGCUUCUGACUACUGAAGCUUUACUUGAACUAGAGGCUCCUGAGGGAAAUGUUCAGGGGAGGUUUUAUCAGGACUUUAAUUUAAGGUUUCAAAUGGAGGAAGACAGGAAAUUUGAAGUGUGGCUAGAUAGAACUCCUGCCUCCCUUUGUGAAGGCUUAUCAGAAGUAAUACAUCUGUUCUGGAUAGUAUGAAUGAAUCAAUAUGCAGUUUUAUCAGAUGGCAUUUCAGAUAAAGACGAUAAUGCUGCCUUUUCUGUCUCUCAGGCUGUUUCCAUAGAAACCUCCAGAGCCAAACAAAAGCUACCAGUCAUUUAGCCAAAUCUUGUCUUGGCUCAUAGACCUGUAUUCCUUUAAAGAAAACUGUUUUCAUACAUUUGGCUAUGAGAACAAGGGCUCUGGAACAUGCCCUAGAUUGUAGAACUCUUCUUCCCUUCCCAGAAUGUUUCUCUUGAGAAUUUAAAAUUCUUUAAAAUCCCUUUCUAAGGUCUGAGUCUGUCCCCUGAACCUCCCUCAGAUCUUUAGAUAGCACUUCAUAACUUGUAACAAUAUAGCAGGUUUGGGAUCCUUUUUUAGAAUGUAGCUUGUCACAUUAAAGAGAAUGAAUUUACCCCCACAUGUUUUCAUAAUAGACAUAGGUAUUUGGAACCUUAAGGUAGACAUAUUUAAUGAUCAAAGUCCUGGGAAACAGGGCUUGGGAAAAAUAACAAGAAAUAUUCAGGAAAAAACUAUAAGUUGCAUAAUACUGUAUAACAAGUAUAAGCCACUCUAGUGUAUCCUGGAUAAAUUACUUUAGAAGUGUAAUGGUGACAAUUUAGUGGCCAAAGUAAUUGGAUUACUCUGAGUAUUCCAGGUUAUGGUGCCACUGAUAAAGUAGGUCAAAAUUUGAUUGGAGCCGGUGUUACUUGCCAAAUCUGAAAUAGUUGUUCACAGGAAGAAAAUCACACUCGCUAACAUUUUCUCUAGCUGAUUAAUCAACUACUCUUCGUAUAUAAUUAGUGCUCAUGUUAUCUUUUUGUAAAAUCCUUAACCUUUUGAACUUCAACUACAGUCUAACAGUCUUUUGACAAUAGUGGUGGUGUAAUUAUCCUUCUGUCUUGCUAGAUUUUAUAAUUGGUGAACAUGCCUUUACUCAGCAAAUUGGAUUUGCAAUAGUUCUGUCAUGUCAUUUAUAAAUUCUCUCUUGUAUUGGGAUUUAAUGACCCUUAUCAUCCUUGUGAAAUGAAAUGGUGGCUUUGUAAAAUAAACUGACCAAGACAAGGCAUAUAAACAUUUUUAGAGAUUCCUUGCCAGCUGAAAUUCCUUACCAGUCAGGCAUCUUUUGAAUUGGUAUGCCACUUGUUUAUAAGCUGUUUGAUAAACCUAUCCUCAAAGUUGUAUCUGUUCCAACACUUUAGUUCUUGAGUCUGGCGCAGUGAACAUGUUUAUCUCCUCCCAGCCACCUUGAUAUAAGUAUCUUGGGAGUUGCUGACACGGAAUGGUUGUAAGGCUCCUAGCUUCUUCACCUCACUUAACACAUAUUUUAAAGUGAAAAUUCACAGCUUUCCCUUUUGUCCUCAGUGAACCCCCGCCAUAGUCCUCUCCACGCCCUGCACGUUGUCUCGCCCUAGGUCAGAUUUUGUAUUCUGUAUCCCCGAGCAGCAUGGGAGCAUGGCAUGCUUGUUUCCAGGGCCCAGCCAGUCAUGGGUGCUAGUCUUGCCUCCACACACCAGCUAUUGUAACACAAGUAUUGAAUAUAUCAGAUUUCCUGAAUCGCCAUUUAAAGAAUACAGUCUUUUCUCUCCUAGGCCGGCAAUGUUAAAAAAUGCUAAGCCUCAUGUAUAAACUCCUAGGUUCUCAACACAUUUCAUAAAAGUAAAUGAGCUACUUAAUAUGGUUCAGAUGAUGUUUAAAUAGUUACCAUUUUAAUGAAUACUUAACAAUUUUGUCAUUUUUUUUUAAAAAAGUUGUACUUGAACGUAAUGCAUUAAAUGUUCAGUGGAGUAUA